AUGGUGAACCACUGUAGGGUUGACCAGGUGAUAGCAUGGAGUCGAGAUGGUGAGGGUCCGCUCAGGGCCAAGGUGCCGUUUGUCGGUCAUACGUACGUACAGCCUUGUGUCCAAAAUUUUGAUCGAUCUCUCGAUACCUACGCAUACUAUUUUUAUAACAACGCUGGGGGCAAGCUUGUUCUAAAUGAGUUUGUGCAAAAUUCACGGAACAGUGUGCAUGUGCUGAGCAGUGGAAGCGAGACAUCAAAUAAUUGCAUAAAAUUGGAUCAUUAUGAGAAGGGAGAAAUUGUUGAGGUGCACGGCGAAGAUGACAAAGAAAAAACUUUUUCCAAUCUCGGUCUGGACCUGAGCAAUAUCACGACGAUGAAAGUCAAACAUGGAAGUAAAGUACGCAACCUUCUUGGUUUCGCCUUCAAAGUCAUCAAGAACGAAAACACCAAAUACAUCAUCUUCACAGGCUCAGGCCCAGCCAUCAGUAAGACAAUAACAUGCGUUGAGAUCGUCAAACGAAAGAUGAAGACUCUGCAUCAGAUCACAAGGAUAUUCUACAACAGAGUAGACGAGUAUUGGAACCCAAAGGAAGAAGGUCUUGAUAGGCUGAAAGUCAGCAGAGACAUACCAACAAUCUCCAUACUGCUGUCCAAAGAGUCACUGCCGAGCCAAGAAUGUGGGUACCAAGCUCCUGGCUCUUACGACCAUCUUUGGGCAGACGGCUCCGAAGACAAGAACAAGAAAAAGAACCAAUCCAGAAAAAGAAAACAGGAUAAAAACUCAAAUCGUGCGGAUGUGAACCCUGGACAAUCACAAACGACCGAUCAGAAUAAACCAAUAAUGAGAAAACCAUCGGGUAAAAAGAACAGGACAAAAAACAAAGUGGGUGCCGCAGCAGUGGAAUGAAGAGAUAAAAUUGCGGACAGCUGAGAACUGGGAUAGAAGAUGGUCGGUUUGUGUUGCUUUUCAAAAUGGACCUCUCCCUUGUUGUGUUACAUUUCUACAAACUAUGGCUAUUUUUGUUUUGGAUUUGCAUUGUGUGGCUUUCCAAAGUUUUCCGACCUCUGUUGGCAAAAACUUGGGCUGUGACGUUGCAAUAGAAUGGUCUAUUCAACCAGAUCGAGAAUGGAAGAGUACAUAGUCUGGCUCCUUUUAUCUUGUACAAAUGUUGUACGUCCAGUACUGUUGUGGACCAUGGGGAAUAAUUUUAUGACCAUUGUAAUGAGUGCAGAUGAGGAUAGUGUGCUACAGUCCUUACAGUCGCUGUCGCCAGUCAACCAGGAGCCCAUGCAACCGUCCACUGCCCACACUUGGCCAUUUCUCAACAUCGCGUUGUGGGCCGUGAAUUUUUUAGUUUUGAACAUAAUGUUAAAUUGGCAUCGGGGAAAGAGAGUAUUCAUUUUGGUUUACCCUCACACCGAUGUGUGUUCGCACCGGUUACUCAGUGAGUACAUUGUAUUACUCGGGUGGGAUUUGAAACCACAACUUUUGCAAUUCAAAUGCAGAUGUCUAACCAACUACAUGUAGACCAUCGUGAUUGCUUGGUAGCUAGAGUCAGUUUGAAUCCAGUAUUUCAGCAUUGGUUAACGCAAUAUUUAAAAGAAAAAAUUAAAUUGGCAUCGGGGAUAAAGAAUAUUAAUUUUGUUUUUACCCUUACACCAAAGUGUGUGUCAGCACCGUGUGCUCGGUACUUUCACAAACUCUCUUUUUUUUUCAGGGUAAAACCGAAAUUAAUAUGCAGUUAGUUUUGUUCCACCCUCACUAACGUCAAAACCACUGUAUUACAUUAAAACUGCCGUUCCCCAAAAUGUUCAAAAUACUCUUAAGACUUGCAUUGACUAUUGGGAAAAUGCAAUUUAGCUUCAAAUUAUUAGCUUUAUGAACAUUUAGAUUGACAAAGUCGGCUGAGAAUCUGGUAAUGUUCAACGCUCUAGGAUGUUAUUAUUUGGUACACCAAUGUGUGUAAAGCAUACUCCGUACUUUCCUGAGUUCUGUAAACAAAAUCACAGGCAAAUUACUUGGGUGGGAUUCGAUCCCGCGAUCUUUGCCAAUCAAGAGCAGAAUAAUAUGCCUGGGAUUUUCAUAAUAAUAAUAAUAAUAAUAAUAAUAACAAAUUCUUAUAUAGCGCAUUUCACAAUAAACCGUAUC
Molecule: messenger RNA, 2139 nt
Organism: Asterias rubens (European starfish)
Lineage: Eukaryota; Metazoa; Echinodermata; Asteroidea; Forcipulatida; Asteriidae
Exons: 7
Coding region: 1-897 (298 amino acids)
Biological process (GO): tRNA 5'-leader removal
Cellular component (GO): ribonuclease MRP complex
Molecular function (GO): RNA binding
Source: RefSeq, a predicted model, not a curated record